AUGUCGUCGAAGCGGCGGCAGGAGCAGUGCCAGGGCCAGCCGGCCAGGGGACCGGGCUUCACGAUCCGCAAGAUCGAUGCUGACAACCCUCACCUCGGGGAGCCCCCAGUCCUCCGGCUCGUGGCACCCGAGCGCCGCCAUGCCACGAGCUUCGCCGCCCUGGGAAGCAACAUCCUCGCCGCGAGCAACCAGCACCCCGGGACCCUCGUCUACGACACGGAGACCGCGGGGUUGGCCACCGGCCCCUGCCUCCCUGACCCGCUGCUCGGCGGCGUCAACAUCUUCGUGGUUGCCGGCGGCACGCUCCCAGCUUCGGACUGGUCAUGGCGAAGCGUGCCUUUCCCGCCACCGUUCAUGCCGGAGGAAGUGAUCGUCUCCUACGCCGUGCACCCGGACGGACGCACCAUCUUCUUGUCCGCCGCCCACGGAUAUUUAAGCAACCGGACCUUCUCCUUCAACACCAGGCGCCGCGAGUGGAGGUGCCAUGGGGACUGGGCGUUGCCUUUCAGAGGCCAAGGCUACUUCGACAGUCAGCUGGACGCAUGGGUUGGGCUCCACAAAGAUGGCGGCGUCUGCUCCUGCCAAGUUGCCUCCCGCAGCAGCACGAGCGCCGUGCAGCCGGACUGGGAGAUGGUCGAGGACAAGCUGUGGAGCCAUGACAAUGUGGCCUUCAGGCCUACUCUGACGUACAUGGGCGGCGCCAGGUUUUGCAUCGUGGAGUGCGUGGUGCGCGAGGGGCUGAAGUAUACGCACGCCUUUGGUGACCGUGAUGGUUGCAUGCUCCACAUCACCACGUUUGGCCUCAAGUACAGUCGAAAGGGAGAGCUGCAAACCAUCGGCCGCACCACCAAGUCCCAUAUAGUGUCGAAGCAAUCUUCGCCAUUUUCCCCUGUAGCCUUCUGGAUGUAG
Panicum hallii is the source of this 909-nucleotide messenger RNA. RefSeq lists its product as uncharacterized. Bases 1 to 909 code for a protein of 302 amino acids. NCBI's taxonomy places the organism in Eukaryota, Viridiplantae, Streptophyta, Magnoliopsida, Poales, Poaceae. The record is from RefSeq and is a predicted model, not a curated record. The transcript has 3 exons.